Acanthoscelides obtectus is the source of this 1851-nucleotide messenger RNA. The record is from the annotation of a GenBank genome assembly. Lineage: Eukaryota; Metazoa; Arthropoda; Insecta; Coleoptera; Chrysomelidae.
AUGUUCUCCCAUGAAGAAAAGUGUGAUAUGUUAGAAUGCUAUUUAGUUGAAUUAUAUCCCGCUCGCAUUCAACCGUAUGAACGAUAUUUUCUGAGACUUUAUCGAAAAUUUAGGGGCAACGAAAAUGUUUUUGCUAAAACAAGGGCAAAAAAAGAAUUCAUAAUAAGCGAGGCCACGGAAAUUGCAGUUAUUGGAUAUUUUGAAGCUUAUCGUGAGAAUUCAAUAGCAGAUAUUCUGAAGGACUCUAAUUUCAGUUAUGGUACUGUUCAAAGGAUUUUAAAAAAAUACAAAUUUAUUCCGUAUAAGUACCGACCAGUUCAAACGCUUUUGGCAGGGGAUCCAGAGAGAAGACUUGUUUUUUGCCAUUGGUAUCUUAGCUUCUGUCGCCAAAAUGUAAAUAACUUUCGUUACCUUUUAUGGACAGAUGAAUCAAAUUUUUCAAAUUCUGGAAUGUUUAAUAGAAAAAACCACCAUUAUUGGUCAAGAGAAAAUCUUUUGUUAGUACAUCCAAGAGGCCCACAAGUCCGUUUCAGUUUCAACGUUUGGUGCGGUAUAAUUGGUUCAAAAAUUGUUGGCCCGUUCUUUUAUGAGGGAACCCUAACUGGUGAAAGAUAUGUGGAAUUUAUGUCAGAAAUUCUGACUAAUUUCUUAGACGAAUUGGAUCUUAUAAGUAGACAUCAUCUGCAUUUUCAGCAAGAUGGCGCACCUGCCCACAACUCCAGAGGUACUUAUCAUUUUCUAAGUACUACUUUUAAUGAUCAGUGGAUAGGAACAAAUGGCCCAAUACAGUGGCCUCCCAGAUCACCAGAUCUAAACCCACUUGAUUACUUCUUGUGGGGUUACUUGAAGAACCAAAUUUACAAGCGAAGGUACGAUAACCUUGACGCGUUAAAGACUGCAGUUAGGGAAAAGAUAACCCAGAUAGAUGGUAGGACCAUACUUAAGACAGUUCGAGCAGUUGAAAAACGUGCCCAAAAAUGUAUUGAAGAACAAGCGCCACAUCAGCCGACAAUUUCCCGUUGGUAUGGAGAAUUCAAACGUGGACGGGUGAGUUUUAGCGACGAUCCCAGAGUGGGUGCACCAAAAACGGCAGUCACCCAGGAAAGCGACGAUGCUGUGCGCAAACUCAUCAUUGAAGAUAGACAUGUGACAUAUCGCGAGAUUGAGGCGUCCUUAAAGAUCUCAAAGACCUCAAAUCAAAAAAUUUUACAUGAAGAAUUAGGAAUAAAAAAAUUAGUUUCUCGUUGGAUACCCCACCUGUUGACUGAAGAGCAGAAAGCAGCCAGGGUUAAUUGGUGUCAAAAAACGCUUGACCAUUUCAAUUCCGGAAACUCAAAAAAUUCGGCUGUUUGGGUGUUCCAAGUCUUCCGUUCUCGAAGUGUUUCGAAAAAGAUGGUCGCGACAUUUGUGUCUAAAGCGGGUCAUAUUGCAACAAUUCCUCUUAAUGAGCAAAGAACUGUUGCUGCGGAUUGGUAUACCACCAUUUGUUUGCCAAAAGUCAUCACCGAGCUUCGAAAAAUCAACCCCGAAAGAAGAAUUGUCCUCCACCAAGACAAUGCAAGCUCGCACACAGCCCAAAAAACAAGGCAGUAUUUAACGGAAGAAAACGUGGAAUUAUUGGACCAUCCUCCAUAUAGUCCCGAUCUAAGUCCUAACGAUUUCUUUACUUUCCCGAAAAUUAAAAACAGACUACGUGGUCAAAGGUUCCAGUCACCAGAAGAAGCAGUUGACGCAUUCAAAAAUGCCGUUUUGGAUCUGCUAGGAAACGAGUGGAAUAAGUGCUUCGAAAAUUGGUUCGAGCGCAUGCAAAUGUGUAUUAAUCUUCGUGGAGAAUACUUCGAAAAACAAUAA